This is a messenger RNA of Symbiodinium sp. CCMP2456, 1887 nucleotides long. The record is from the annotation of a GenBank genome assembly. NCBI's taxonomy places the organism in Eukaryota, Dinophyceae, Suessiales, Symbiodiniaceae.
AUGUCUGCGCAGGGACUGCCAGCGCACAUUUUGGCACUCUUUACUCCGAGGCCCCCGCCGCAACAUCUACCCCCAUGCGUCGUGAAAGCCUUGAUCAAGACCUCGGGCUGUGCAGAGUAUGUUGAGUUCUUCUCAACGGAUCCGCCACCACCAAGGGAACCAUGGGAGUCUCCGUUGGAGCGCAAAGCCAGAAGGCAUCGAGAGAAGGUUCAGGCACACAAAGCUGCACAGAAGAAGAUCAUCGACACCUAUGAUCCUCACAAGGACGCCAAUGCAAGCGGCGAUCCCUUUAAGACUCUCUUUGUUGGCCGCAUAAGCUACGACACGACAGAGAAGAAGUUGAAGCGAGAGUUCGAAGUCUUCGGGAGCAUCAAGAAGGUUCGCAUGGUCUACGAUCAGAAGGGCAAGCCGAGAGGAUAUGCAUUCAUUGAGUUCGAACAUGAGCGCGAUCUGAAGAAUGCCUACAAGCAGGGCGAUGGCAAGAAGAUCGACGGUCGACGUGUCAUGGUGGACGUGGAGCGUGGCCGCACGGUUGAGGGCUGGCUUCCUCGCAGGCUUGGUGGAGGACGAGGACCUGGUCGCCAAGGCAAGCCUUCCAAGAAGAAGCAGAGGAGGCUCGCGGAGACCACUGAAAAGCUGAAGGAAAAGGAGAAGGAGGAGAAGGCAGACAAGAAGAAGGACAAGGAAAAAGACAAGGACAAGGACGAUGAUGACAAGAAAGACAAGAAAGGAAGAGACAAGGAAAAGGAGAAGGAGAAGGAAAAGGAGCGUGAGCGAGAGAAGGACAAGGACAAGGACAAGAAGAAGGACAAGGAGAAGGAGCGCAAACGCGAACGCUCUCGCAGCCGCGACCGCGUUGAUCCUGGAGGCUUGCAGCAGCCACCGUCCGAAAACUCGUGCAAGGAUGCGCUGAGUGGGGCUGCAGCCUCCUCCGAGAAGGCCAGAGUGCCAAUUCAGUUUCUGCUUGUGGGCAAGUUGUCGGAGUCAACUGCCUACAAUGGUCUACACGACUCUUUGUACCUCGCUACAGCAACAUGGUUAAGCGUACGCGAUGAUGGAGCUGGCGUCAUGUCCGGCGUCUACGACAUUCUCUCCAUCCGAAAUCCUGCUAUCAAGGAGCUCUUCAGACUCCGUGUUGGGCGAAGGCGUGCUCGCAUGCCCAAAGGGCAAUGCGUAGUGCGAGGUCGUCAGAUUGUGCAGGCCAUUUCGGAGCACUUCAAGUUUGACAAGGUCUUCACGCAUGAGUCGCGAGAUGCAGCCAGCUUGUACAAUGCAGAUAAAGUUCUUCGCGCUCCAAAAGCCGUUCUGCAGCAUGUGCUCUUCGGUCCGAAGGCACCUUCGCAGACCUUGGACGAUGGGGACCUCGUUAUAGGUCAAAUUAAGCAGCCCGAGGCAACAGAAGAGUUCGAACCUUCACCGAGAUGCUUGCUUGCAGUUGACAAGAUCAAGCAUCCGGAGAACAUGGGUCUCUUGCUGAGCACUGCCGUUGCAUUGAAGUUCGAUGGCGUGGUGUUCAGCACCGAAUGCGUGGAUCCCUUCUGCUACAAGGUGCUUGAAGCUUCCCAGGCAGUUGCGUGGACGCUGCCCUACCGGAGUUUUGCUACACCACAGCAGCUGGUCGAGCUCUGCGACAGGCACCAGCUCCUGCUAUGUGCCGCGCAUAAAGAUGGCAAGGCGCUGUCGGAAGUGUCGCAGCUGUCCGGCAGCCGACGUGGUUUUUGCCUGGUUGUAGGCAAUGAGGCCGACGGCAUUCAGAAAGAGCUUCUCAGUCGCUGCACGCAGGUAGCGUUACCCAUGUCAGAACUGGUCGAGUCUCUCAAUGCGGGAGUCGCAGGUGGAAUCUUGUUGCAUGCGCUCAGUUGCACCUGGGCGCAGCAGAGCAAGUAG